This is a messenger RNA of Cephus cinctus (wheat stem sawfly), 2488 nucleotides long. RefSeq lists its product as uncharacterized. Bases 415 to 1053 code for a protein of 212 amino acids. Lineage: Eukaryota; Metazoa; Arthropoda; Insecta; Hymenoptera; Cephidae. The transcript is spliced from 2 exons. The record is from RefSeq and is a predicted model, not a curated record.
UUUCAGUUUCUCACUAGCUGCAGAGGAACUGGCACCUGCAGAGUUCUCCUACGAAUAUUAAAUAAAGUAGAGAAAAUACGUAGUGCUCACUCCAACGGGUUUACCUUUGUUCUAUUUCUUUCUUAUCCAGUGUACCACACGAUGUAACGGUAUAAUUUCAAAAGUUGAUACUCCACACAAGGAAUAGGAAUUGAGUUUUCUGCUAAACAGUGCGCGAUAGAGUAUUUAAAGGAUUCUUCCGUGCAAUUGCUAUUAAUAUAACACCGUAAUAUAUAAAAAUAUCGCAAACGUUGUCCCAAGGAAAAAAACAUGAUACGAAGAAAAUUAAACUUGCGAGACACACGUACGAGUAACUCGAUAUUGUUAAUUGAGUGCAUUCGCACACAAUAAUAGUAAAAGAUCGUACGCCGGGUAAUGCCAGUCAGUGCAAAAUUGGCUACGGCUAUGGCUGCUCUAAAACUUCUCAUUUGUCUGAUCUUGCAUUUUUUGCACUUUGCUGCACCGAUAGUCGCGCAGUACAACGAUGAUUCGGAUUACAACGAGUAUGACUUUUACGAUGAUUUACCACUGGGUCUGGAGAGAACUAUGGAUAAGAGUGAUCCAAAGAAAAUGAUACAGGAUGACUUUUACAUAGUCGGUGAAUUCGAUGACUCAGAAAGGGAAAUUUCAAUCUAUCCAGAUGAUAUGGAGCCUGAGAUAGUUUUCAGCGCUGUGGAUCGAUCAAUGGAACCCUCGAAGCUUAACUUUCAGGAAGAAAAUUGGUAUAAGAUACCAGAAAAGGUUUAUCGGUACACAAAGCACAGAAUUCCUGGCUACGAUUAUGACGAAUUAAAUUUCAUGGGCGACAGAAGAUUUCAUGAGUGCGAUGAUAACUCUCUAUGGACUCAUUGCGUAUGUCAAUUCACAUGCGCUCAACCUGACAUUGUCGACUGCUACACACCAUGUGUGAGCGGAUGCGAAUGUAAGGAGAAUUAUGUAUUCGAUGAACAAUCUCGGAAAUGUUUGCUGCCAGAAAAAUGUCCACCUGUGAGUGAUUAUUUUACCUUUAAAUAAGCAAAAACUGACAAUCUACGUGUAAAAGAUUAAUGUACGAGACUGAUAUAUCCCACUUGUAUACAUUAACUUUGCCUCUAGCUUCUCAAAACUAAUUGUUUACUUUAUAUCUACAGAGAUAGUGCUAAAAUAUUUUUAGACAGCAGCGUAACUUUUUUACAUACCUUGGUAUCCAUUAGUUUAGCUAUGCGAGUUAUGUGUGGAACAAAAUCUGAAGACAGAUUAUUAUUCUCAGCACUGCUUGCUGCGGCAUCUCCUACAAAGGCCCACCGAUACCUAGAUGGUAUAAUUGUAAUGUAUUAAUAAAUGUAAAGAAUGAGAAAAUUGUUAUGUGCAAAAUUAAAAAAGAACUUACAUCUGGAAUUGUGGCAAUCUGUGGGCAGGCAAUAAUAAUGCCAAAUCCAGUAACUUCGCAGCAGCAAGUUGUAGUUGUAGCCAGUGUGGAUGUCCAUGUGCUUGGAGUCCAUUGUUCGCAUUCACAGCCCAAGAUGAGUCCAAAGCCGAUAGUAGUUUAAUGUGUGAACUGUUUAAAGAAAAUUUCUAAAAAUAAUCCUUUAAAAUAAAAUGUAAAGAAGCAUAUACAACAUCAAGACUAAUAUGUUAAUUUGUAGCACGUCACAUUUUUUCUUGCAUUAAGAAGCUGAAACGGUACAAUUUUCAUGAAAUAUGAAAGCCAAAUGUUUACAGCAUAUAUUUUUCACAGUUAUUCUCAGAUCAUUUUUCUUCGACUAAACGAUUAUAUGAAGUUUUCGACCACCAUGUUAUUCGAGGUAUAUCAGUCUCCUCUUGUAGAUUAACGAAACAUUGAAUGUACGACGAGUAUUUCAUGCGAAUAAGAAUACUUGAUAUUCCAAUGCAUGUUGAAUUACCUGCUCUGACGACUGCCAUCCCAACACCAACCAACCAAAUCAUGGUGGCACCAUAAUUCCCAUGAAAACGCAGAUGCCAAAACAGAGCCAAAAACAUCACGUCAUUAGGUAUCAUCCUUGUUAGUUGGGAACGUUGUCGAGAGACUUUUAAAUAACGAACGUUAAUACAGUAUAAAUUGAUAAACUUGGGACAGCAAGGGAGCCAAUUGGUGCACUGUGCAAAAUAUGUUUUACCUUUUCAAUGCUCCAAUUAAAAAUGAAAAAUUUUCUAUGUCGAUCCCUUGCAAUCCUUUAAAAGUUUUUGAUCGAACAGACAAUACUAGGUAGGAUCUAAAAUAUUUUUAGUAUUAUACCGCAUGCCAUAGAAAGUUUAACACCAUACUGAUAACGAUAAAAAAAUUCCCAAAUUUCAAUGUCCACACUGAUAAGAAUUAAUUAAUUCAGUUUAUAUUAAGACUUUAUUUGAUUACGUCAAACAAAUUUGUUUCUCUAAUGUUACAUCCCAAAAACCAAUACUGUGUACUUGAUAUCUACAAAAUAUAAUUAAACAGCAUUUUAAGUGUUAA